This is a messenger RNA of Pundamilia nyererei, 531 nucleotides long. Its product is annotated as dynein heavy chain domain-containing protein 1-like. The transcript has 3 exons. Gene Ontology annotation, biological process: microtubule-based movement. The record is from RefSeq and is a predicted model, not a curated record. The annotation marks the transcript as partial. Gene Ontology annotation, molecular function: dynein light intermediate chain binding; dynein intermediate chain binding. NCBI's taxonomy places the organism in Eukaryota, Metazoa, Chordata, Actinopteri, Cichliformes, Cichlidae. Gene Ontology annotation, cellular component: dynein complex.
GUGAGGGAAUUUGUGAAGGUCUUGCCUGACAAACAGAAACAUUUGGAGUACAUUCAGUCUCUUCAAAACACGAUUUGCAUGAACUAUAGGAAUAUGACAGAGGCGGAGCUGACUGUGGAAGAAAAGAUGCUGAACUUGUGGAAUUGCUUUAUUCCCCUGUUGAAGGAAGCAGACGACCUUGUUUGCCGCCAUCAUCCUUCAAUGGCUAAAGCACUGGACAUGAUGUUCUCAUUUCUGUUCUGUGACCUUAAAAAUAUCGUCUCUGACUCUACAUCUGGACCCUUCCUUGAUCCUUGCCAAAAUGCCAAAGAGAUGAUGUCCAAACUGAACUACAUGUGCAUGCAUGUAAACACUCUCAGUGCAAAGCUGGACCUGCUUAGUAGGAGCAGUCAACAGAUGGGAGAACAUACUAUAGAUCUCACCGUAUUGACCACAGAUGUUCAGAAGGUCAUAGCCCGCAAAGACUUGUGGGAACUGAUAGCAGUCUAUACUACAUGGCUGGAAGAAUGGAAGCCAAUGGUUUUUAGUGAG